UCAGAUCAAGGGAAGACAUUUGUUAUUGGGGUGACCCAGAUUGCUGACCAAUGACCUUCAACGGUAAGCGCCCAUACAUUCUUUAUAUUAUGAACUUUCGAAUGGUGAAUCACUACGUAUUCGGCUGUACGCUGAGAAAGUUAUGUUUUUUGAUUGGUUAUCAAUUUCUGAUCAGAAUGAGACAAUUGUCAAUUUUUACGUCGUCAUGAAAAAGCCCUUAUUGUAUUCGAAUCCUAGAAUUGGCAUAAGCAACAUCAAUGUUGAAGCUUUUGGCUUUUUUAGCGAUAAACUUGGAUAUUUUUGCAAACUGCUACUAUCAAAAUUCAAUCGUUGGAAGAAGCAAUGAUACUUUGGUAGUCAUUGUUGAUCCUUUCUUUAUGUACCCAAAGUACAAAGGAAUUGAGAAUAAGCUCCGUAGCAUCUUAAAUGAAGCACUCCUAAACAACCUGAAGUUGAACGCAGUUGAUGUUGUUUACCAUAUGAGCACAAAAGUUUCACUUAAACACGACACUACUGCAGUAUUAAGCAUCACAUCGUGUAAGGACCUUUGGAAUUUUUACCAGAGCCAAGGAAAGGACAAUGGAAUUCUUUAUUUGUCUUUCACUGACCCAAAUUGCCCAAGACUGCCAGCGCAUGUAGGUCUAACUCUUCCCUUGCAUCGUGUCGGCAAAGAGAUUUCACAGAUCUUACUUGACCUGAGAUCGCAGAAAAUUCUCGACUGGAGGAACACCGCUGUCAUAUACGAUGAUACAAUUAAUGAAGAUAUUGUGACUGAAAUUUUAAAAGUUUUAACUCAGCCAAUACCAUUGUCAACCAGUUACAAUAGCAUAGCUAAAUAUUUUUUGACAAAUAUUCACGAAGUAGAGUGGAAAAGGAGAAAAUAUAUAUUUGAUGUUUUAGUUCAUCUACCUCCUACAAAUUUAAUGAGUAACUUUCUUGUGGUUGUUAACCCAGAGAUAAUACCAAUUGUCAUAGAAGUUGCAAAAUCUUUAAAUCUUCUUGAACCAACAACGCAAUGGCUGUUCAUAAAUUCAAGGCGUUUUAGAACAAAAGCGAACAACAUUUCAAACUACAUACAAUUGGUAGAAGAAGGAGAAAAUCUCGCUUUUAUGUUCAACACUAGCAAAAUUGAUCAGAAUUGCAAUUUUGGCCUGGAGUGCAAUAUGGUUGAAAUAGCCGAAUCAUUUAUGCUAGCCCUGGCAAGGACGAUUGAAGUUGAGUCGAAACUGGCAAACGACGUUUCUGAAGAAGAAUGGGAAGUGAUGAAACUAACAAAAGUCGAAAGAAGAGAAAUGCUUUUGAACAUAAUGAAGAAAGCACAAAAAAAUCUGGGUAAAUGCGAUAAUUGUACAGUGUGGAAAUUUAAAGCCAGCGAGACCUGGGGGAUGGAUUUUCUGAAGAAUAAACGCAAAAUAGACCUCCUCGAUGUCGGUUUUUGGUCUCCAAGGCCUGGCCCAAUGUUAACCGACAGCCUUUAUCCAAACAUCGCCCAUGGGUUUCGUGGUCGUGUUAUUCCCAUCGCAACGAUUCAUUACCCUCCCUGGCAAAUUGUCAAAUACAAUGAAAAUGGCCAACCCAAAGAAUUCAAAGGUGUUACUUUUGAAAUAAUUAACCAACUAGCUCUAAGCCUUAAUUUUACCUAUGAAAUUAUAUUGCUUUCAAAUGGAACUUCUACAAAUAAUAGCAUCAGAACUUAUAAGUUUGAUGAAAGUCUAGGGGAAGUCGUAUUGGAUGCAAGUGUUGAAUUUAUUGCUUGGGAUCAAAUUGUAAGGCUUAUAAAUGAGAAAAAGAUUAUGUUGGGUGGUGUUGCAUUUACAAUUACCGAAGACCGAAAGGAAUAUGUUAAUUUUAGUUCUUAUAUUAGCUUGGAAUCUUAUGCCUUUUUAGUCUCUCGACCUAAAGAAUUAAGUCGGGCUUUAUUAUUCAUACUUCCUUUCAGCACUGAUACAUGGUUAUGUAUAAUAGCGGCGAUUUUGGUGAUGACACCUCUUUUAAACUUUGUCCACCGAAUAACCCCUUACUACGAUCAUUUUAGUCAUAGGGGAAAAGGUGGUUUUUUGAAGAUGAUGAACUGUUUUUGGUACCUCUAUGGUGCCUUACUGCAGCAAGGUGGUGGUGUUUUGCCUGAUGCUGACAGCGGUAGACUUGUCAUUGGCACUUGGUGGCUUGUCGUGCUUGUAAUAAUAACGACAUACUCUGGAAAUUUAGUGGCUUUUUUGACUUUUCCAAAAAUGGACAAGGCCAUAUCAAAUGUAGACCAACUGAUGGCCAAACGUGACUCUUUGACAUGGGGCCUUCCAAAAAUCACGACUCUACACAAAUUACUCAAAUCCACAGACAGUCUGAAGUUCAACCAUUUGUCAGAUGCUGCCGAACUACACACAGAGAUAACGCCUGAUAUCGUUGCAAGGAUUCAAGCUGGCAAACAUAUAUACAUUGCAAGAAAGUCUGUACUUCUUUUUAUAAUGAAACAAGAGUUUUUGAGGACUAAUCGAUGUGAUUUCUCCAUAGGAGAGGAACAAUUUCUCCCAGAGAAACUCGCAAUAGCACUUCCAACGAACAGCCCUUACUUAAACAUAAUCAACAAACAGAUUUACAAAAUGCAUAAAGUUGGCCUAAUUGAAAAAUGGCUCGUCGACUAUUUGCCCAAGAAGGACAGAUGUUGGAGUUCAACUUUGUCGAGCGAGAGUAACACUCACACUGUCAACAUGGACGACAUGCAAGGAUCUUUCUUUUUGCUCUUUCUCGGUGUUGCAUGUGGGAUUCUAUUAAUAAUAGGGGAGUAUUUUUACAAUCGGUGGAAAAUCUCUAAGGAAAAAAGUGUCAUACAUCCAUUUGUGAGCUGAACGCUGGAUUCAAAAAAUAAAAAUCAUUUGUGUUUUCUUUAUUUUUAUUUUAUUUUUUUUUAUUUUUUAUUUAUUUAAUACCUAAUCACAUAUAUUAUAAAAAAGUAUUUUUUAAACAAUUUAUUCAAUUGUUCACUUUUUCAAAACAAAUUGAUUGAGAUUAAACAAGAUUUUAACUUACACAAUGAUUGUAGAAUAACAUUUCUGUAUCUUAAUUAAUUAAAACAGAAAGCAUGUAUUUUUUAUUGAAUAUAUUUGCAAUAUCGCUAACAUUUAUCAGCUCUAAAAAUAAACAGCCAAGUUUCAAAGUGAACUUGAUGUAUUUACCGUUCUGACCAGAGUAUCAGAUUUAUUCAAAAAGCCCUUUAUUUAUAUAUACUUUUACUAUUUCUAAUAACAAAAAAUCGGUCUAUGCAAAGUUUAAUGAGAUUCCAUCACCUUUAAGCAAAA
Messenger RNA from Cimex lectularius (bed bug), 3296 nucleotides. It is a transcript of the gene Ir93a, whose product is annotated as ionotropic receptor 93a. Gene Ontology annotation, cellular component: membrane. The transcript has 18 exons. The coding region runs from base 258 to 2846 and encodes 862 amino acids. The record is from RefSeq and is a predicted model, not a curated record. NCBI's taxonomy places the organism in Eukaryota, Metazoa, Arthropoda, Insecta, Hemiptera, Cimicidae. Gene Ontology annotation, molecular function: glutamate-gated receptor activity. Gene Ontology annotation, biological process: monoatomic ion transport.